AUGGCGAAACAGGGUUCAAUGUUUCUACGGUUCCGUCAAUUCGAUGCCUAUGCAAAAACACUAGACGAUUUCCGCGUCAAGACAACGGCCGGUGCUGCUGUUACGGUAAUCAGCGCGUUAAUUAUUAUAUACCUGGUCUUAUCUGAACUUGUGGCAUAUCGCACGCCCAUAUGGGAUCCUGAGCUGGUGGUUGACAAAGGAAGAAAAGAAAAGAUGAACAUUCAGUUCAACGUUACAUUUCCCAAAAUGCCUUGCCACAUGCUUAGUAUAGAUAUUAUGGAUGACAGUGGAGAACAUAUAACCGGAUAUACGCAUGAUGUCUAUAAAGUACGCCUUGAUCCAAUGGGUGUCAAGAUCGAUACCGAAAAAGCAAAGAAGCUAGGUGACAAUACUAAGGGUGCCGAAUUAGCACUACAAAAGCAAGGCGAAAACGAAUGUGGCAGCUGCUUUGGUGCGAAACCGCUACGCGAAGACGGAUGCUGUAAUUCGUGCGACGAUAUCAGACAAGCCUACGCUGGUAUGGGAUGGGGAAUGGGCGACAUGGACCGCUUUGAACAAUGUGUUCGAGAAAACUGGCGCGAAAAGAUCGAUACGCAAGCAAACGAGGGCUGUAAUCUACAUGGACAACUACAAGUCAACAAAGUGCGUGGCAACUUCCAUAUUGCCCCAGGCAAGUCGUUCCAACAUGCCAAUAUGCAUCUUCACAAUCUGCAAUCCUAUGUGCAAGGUGCAUCAGAUGGUCAUCGAUAUGAUAUGUCGCAUGAAAUCCAUCAUUUGAAAUUCGGUCCCGAUCCAACAACGAGUUUCCAAAUUACUAAUGUGGCUGCUACUGCAGCUGUCACCAAUGCAUUGGCGGGCACCAGAAAAAUGACAAACAAAGCCUAUACGGUGUAUCAAUACUUUUUGAAAAUCGUCUCGACCCAAUUGCAGCCUCUUAGUGGAAACUCUAUCUACACUAACCAAUACUCAGUGACUCAAAGCGAACGCACUCUGGCUGAUCAAGGGGGUGGCCUACCAGGUGUGUUCUUUAUCAUGGAUAUAUCGCCUAUGCUCAUCAUUUAUCGGGAGGAUCGACGGUCUUUUGCAAGUUUCCUUACAGGUGUGUGCGCUAUCGUGGGAGGCAUCUUUACAGUAGCUGGCCUGUUUGAUCGAGUUGUAUACCGUGCCGAGCGCGCACUCAAGAAAAAGCGAGACCUGGGAAAAACUCUCUAA
Molecule: messenger RNA, 1212 nt
Organism: Zychaea mexicana
Lineage: Eukaryota; Fungi; Mucoromycota; Mucoromycetes; Mucorales; Lichtheimiaceae
Product: endoplasmic reticulum-golgi intermediate compartment protein 3
Exons: 6
Coding region: 1-1212 (403 amino acids)
Biological process (GO): endoplasmic reticulum to Golgi vesicle-mediated transport; retrograde vesicle-mediated transport, Golgi to endoplasmic reticulum
Cellular component (GO): endoplasmic reticulum; endoplasmic reticulum membrane; Golgi membrane
Source: RefSeq, a predicted model, not a curated record